GGCUGCGAACAUUGAAAGGCCCUGAUAGCGGAAUUUGUGGCUUUGGCAAGAUUGGAAUCAUGGCAGGUCCAGAAAGUGAUGCCCAAUUCCAGUUCACUGGUUUUAAAAAAUAUUUCAACUCUUAUACUCUCACAGGUAGAAUGACUUGUGUGCUGGCCACAUAUGGAAGAGUUGCUUUGAUAAUCUUAUACUUCAAGUUAAGAUCUAAUAAAACUCCAGCUGUGAAAGCAACAGAAAUGGAUUCUAAACUGUAA
Molecule: messenger RNA, 254 nt
Organism: Nycticebus coucang (slow loris)
Lineage: Eukaryota; Metazoa; Chordata; Mammalia; Primates; Lorisidae
Product: ATP synthase membrane subunit K, mitochondrial-like
Exons: 1
Coding region: 60-254 (64 amino acids)
Source: RefSeq, a predicted model, not a curated record